Molecule: messenger RNA, 1896 nt
Organism: Ceratosolen solmsi marchali
Lineage: Eukaryota; Metazoa; Arthropoda; Insecta; Hymenoptera; Agaonidae
Gene: Spg7
Product: SPG7 matrix AAA peptidase subunit, paraplegin
Exons: 9
Coding region: 1-1896 (631 amino acids)
Biological process (GO): mitochondrial protein processing
Cellular component (GO): m-AAA complex
Molecular function (GO): ATP-dependent peptidase activity; ATP hydrolysis activity; metalloendopeptidase activity
Source: RefSeq, a predicted model, not a curated record
AUGUUUAAUGAUGCAGCAUCUAUCUAUAUAACAAUAAUAUUUAUAAUAUUAAAUAUUUAUAACCUGUUUCAGAGGUCUGAAAUAGUUUCAUGGAAUGAAUUUGUUUACCAAUUUUUGGCAAAAGGAAAAGUUGAGGAAGUCAUUGUUGCACCAGAAGUUGACAUAGUGAUAUUUAAAGUUUAUGAUAAUGCUGUGAUUGAAGGCGAAAAAAGUAUAUAUUCAGUAUAUCGCAUGUUUGUUCCAAAUGUAAUAAAAAUAGAAGAAAAAAUUCGAGAAGCAGAAAGAAAUUUAGGAAUAAAAUCUGAGUUAGGAGUGCCAAUUAAAUAUGAAAGGUCAUAUUUUUCUAAUAUUUUAAUUAUUAUACUAAUUAUAUUAGCUGCUUUAUUUUGGCGCUUUUCUAACCGUUUACCACAAAUACGUGAAUUUACUCCUAAAUUCUAUAGUCACAUGACACAAGCAAAAUUUACUUUAGUCGAUCCUCUGACUGGAAAAGGCAAAGGUGUUCACUUUUCAGAUGUAGCUGGAUUACGAGAAGCUAAAAUUGAAGUUAUGGAAUUUGUAGAUUAUCUUAAAGCAUCUGAUAAUUAUAAAAUUCUUGGAGCUAAAAUUCCGAAAGGAAUUCUAUUACUUGGUCCACCAGGAUGUGGAAAAACUCUACUUGCUAAAGCUGUUGCCACUGAAGCGAAUGUUCCAUUUUUAUCAAUGAAUGGUUCUGAGUUUAAUGAAAUAGUUAGAGGACUAGGUGCAGCUCGAAUACGUAAUUUAUUUAACGAAGCGAAAAAGCGCGCACCUAGUAUAAUAUAUAUAGAUGAAAUAGAUGCUAUUGGUAAAAAACGUUCAGAAACAUUUGGCAGUAAAUUAACUCCAGAACAUGAACAAACAUUAAAUCAACUUUUAACUGAAAUGGAUGGUAUGGCAAGCAGACAGGAUGUCAUUGUUUUAGCUUCAACAAAUAGAAGUGAAGUUUUAGAUAGAGCUCUUUUACGAGCGGGUAGAUUUGAUCGACAUGUUCUUAUUGAUCUUCCAAAUCUGGUGGAAAGACAAGAAAUUUUUGAACUACAUCUUAAACAAAUUAAUCUAGAUCAGGAUAUCUCAGUUUAUUCACAUAGAUUAGCUACUAUGACACCAAAAUGUAGUGGAGCCGAUAUUGCAAAUGUAUGCAAUGAAGCGGCAUUGCACGCAGCUCGAACUUCGAAGCAAAAAGUAGAGAGCGAAGAUCUAUGGUGGGCUGUAGAACGAAUAUUAAAUGGAUGCGAAAAGAUUAAUAAGACCAUAUUAAAAACGGAGAGACGUAUUAUUGCUUAUCACGAAGCUGGACACGCAAUUGCUGGAUGGAUGCUCGGGAAUAUGGAAAAUAUUUACAAGGUUUCGAUUAUUGAGCGAACAAAUAAUACAUUUGGCUUUGGCAUAAGAACUGCAGAACAAACUCUGUAUUCAAAAGAAUAUUUAGAGGAUUUAAUGUGUACAUGUUUGGCUGGCAGAGUUGCAGAGACUCUAACUUUUAAUGUCACUACUACAAAUGGACAAAAUGACUUGGAAAGGGUAAAGAAAAUUGCAUAUAAUAUAGUCAGUAAAUUUGGAAUGAAUAAAUCUGUUGGACUGAUAGCAUUUACUGAAGAACAACUAAGUGAUACUAAUCGUAAAAUAUAUAGCAAAAUGUUGGGUAAUUUAAUGGAUGCAGAAGUAAGAAACAUGAUUGCUAAGGUGUAUAAAAGAUGCGAAAAGCUGUUACUUGAAAAUAAAGAUAAAUUGAAGUUGCUUGCUGAAACACUCUUGGAGAAAGAAACUCUUACUUAUGAACAAGUGGAAAAAAUCAUUGGGCCAAGGAACAUUAAGUCGAAAAUGAGCUCUACACAACCACUGCCAGUAGUAGUUCCAAAGAAAUUGAUUAAAUGA